UACCUUUUAGGAACCAAAAAUUUUCUUAGUUAUGAUUGCAAAAAUGAAGAAUUGGGACUGGUAGCAGUUCAAUACCAACCCAUUUGCAUUUGGUUCGCGGUUGUCUGACCUGUUGAAGGAACUCGAUCAACUGCAAACAAUUUGCUGACUCUCUCGCCUUCUCCUUCUCCGUCUCCUUGGCGUUUGUGGUCUGCCAAUCUCAACACAAUCGUCAGCAAAGACGAAGAUACUGAAACAUGGAGAUUAGGAAACGGAUUCCUUUCGAUGUGAUCUUCGACAUUUUCACAAACCUUCCUGUUAAGUCCCUGGUAAGAUUCAGGUGUAUUUCCAGUACCUGCUCCUCCAUUAUAACCAGCCAAGAUUUUGCCAAACAGCACUCAAGUCGAUAUUCCAGGAUCAAAUCCAAGUCGCUAUUGACACCAACCAUUACCAUAAGCUGCUCCACCGAGCUUCAAUCUGCUCAGAUGUUCUUCUCCGCAGAGCUUCAUGAAGGGUCUGUGUCAGCAUCAGCUGUUCACCUGGGGACCAUCCCUCCUCGCUUCUCCCGCUACACUACCCCUUCAGUUAAUGGGAUAAUCUGCAUGGACUUUGGCCUUUGUGCCACGAUCUUUAACCCCAGUACUCGACAGGCUGUUACUUUACCAUUCGUUUGCCCUCCCAACUCUCCAGCUGCUGCUUCUACUUCCUUUUGUGUGAACUCAUUUGGGUUUGAUCCCAUCACUGAGUGUUACAAGGUCUUGAACUCUUGGGCUGUUUCAGGGAAGGCUACUGAGUACAGGGUCUAUACUUUGGGGACAAACAACUCCUGGAGACUGCUUGGUGGCGGACCCUCUCAUUCUCCUAAGAGGGAAAGCGUUUCCAUCGAUGGGAUCAUAUAUUUCAAGUGCCAUCACUCUUCAUUCCUAAUUGCAUUUCAUCUCCACACGGAGAAAUUCCAUGAGAUUCGACUUCCAGAUCGUGUCUUCAAUUGGAGAAGUGAUUUAAUACAAUUUGCUGGGCGCUUGGCCCUUGUUGAUACUCAAUUUAAUUCUCAGUCCAAUUCUAUCAACAUUUGGCUGUUAGAAGACCAACUUAGGAAUGAAUGGAUUGGACAUAGUAUCACCUUCCCUACUUUCUGGAAAGAAAUUGAAGGGUACAAAAACUUUUUGGUUGUUGGCACCAUUCAUACAGGUGAGAUUUUGUUGGCACCAUGCUCUUUGUUGAAGCACUUUUGCGUGUAUAUCUAUGAUCUGCAUAGGAGAAUGAGACAGAUUGAAUUGUCUGGACUGCCUGAACAUCGGCCUUUUGAUUUUUCUUCCAAUGCUGUUAACGUCACCAAUUAUGAGCAAAACAUUUUGUAUUUGGCAUAACUAAUUACUCCCAUCAGCCUCCUUCUGAACCUUCAAUAUCUUGUUAAUUUGUUUUAAUUUAGAAUUCAGCUUGUGAAGUUAAGUAACCUGCUGAAAUAUUCAUAUAUAGGACAGUUAAUCUGUUCUUGUUUUUUUUUUUUUUGAAAGUUCAGUUGUAUUCAUAACAGAGGGAAC
Messenger RNA from Theobroma umbraticum, 1523 nucleotides. Its product is annotated as F-box protein At1g30790-like. The record is from RefSeq and is a predicted model, not a curated record. NCBI's taxonomy places the organism in Eukaryota, Viridiplantae, Streptophyta, Magnoliopsida, Malvales, Malvaceae. Gene Ontology annotation, molecular function: protein binding.